This is a messenger RNA of Cordyceps fumosorosea ARSEF 2679, 3423 nucleotides long. RefSeq names its product Ribosome biogenesis protein BMS1/TSR1. Gene Ontology annotation, biological process: ribosome biogenesis; maturation of SSU-rRNA from tricistronic rRNA transcript (SSU-rRNA, 5.8S rRNA, LSU-rRNA); endonucleolytic cleavage of tricistronic rRNA transcript (SSU-rRNA, 5.8S rRNA, LSU-rRNA). Bases 1 to 3423 code for a protein of 1140 amino acids. Gene Ontology annotation, cellular component: 90S preribosome; nucleus. Gene Ontology annotation, molecular function: GTPase activity; U3 snoRNA binding; GTP binding. The record is from RefSeq and is a predicted model, not a curated record. The transcript is spliced from 2 exons. NCBI's taxonomy places the organism in Eukaryota, Fungi, Ascomycota, Sordariomycetes, Hypocreales, Cordycipitaceae.
AUGGAGCAGCUGCACAAGCCGCACCGCAAAUCCAAGGAAAAGAAGCAAAAGAGCUCCGGAGAGCGCAAUCCCAAGGCUUUUGCCUUUGCGCGACCCGGAAAGCUUCAGCGGACAGCUGCUCGCUCCUCGGAUAUCAAAGAGAGGCGUUUCCACGUUCCUCUAGUCGACAGACUUCCAGAUGAGGCGCCUCCUCGACUUGUGGCCCUCGUCGGCCCUCCCGGCGUGGGAAAGACGACGUUGCUCAAGUCUCUAAUCCGCCGAUACGCCAAAGAGACCAUCACCGAUCCCCAGGGCCCGAUUACUGUCAUUACGUCCAAAAAGCAACGCCUUACCUUUGUCGAGUGCCCCAAUGAGCUCGAGGCAAUGGUCGAUAUUGCCAAGGUGGCAGACAUUGUUCUGCUACUGAUCGACGGCAACUACGGCUUCGAAAUGGAAACGAUGGAAUUCCUCAAUAUUCUCGCCGCCACCGGUAUGCCUGGCAACGUCUUCGGUGUCCUGACACAUUUGGAUCUUUUUCGAAAGCCACAGGCGCUUAAAGAGGCCAAGAAGCGACUCAAAAAAAGACUUUGGACAGAACUCUACCAAGGCGCCCACCUCUUCUACUUAUCCGGUGUUAUGAACGGUCGCUAUCCUGACCGUGAAAUUCACAACCUUUCUCGCUUCCUGUCCGUAAUGAAGAAUCCGCGUCCACUAAUUUGGCGCAACGCACACCCAUAUACAAUAAUCGACAGCUUCCGCGACAUCACCCACCCGACCAAGAUUGAAGCCGAUCCGAAAUGCGACCGAUCGAUCGUGCUAUCGGGCUAUCUCCGAGGCACCAAUUUUGCGGCCCAAGAUCAGCGAGUGCAUAUCCCAGGGCUUGGCGACUUCACUGUCGCUAAUAUGGAAGUUCAGCCAGAUCCCUGCCCUACACCAGCUAUGGAGCAGGCUCUGGCUAAAAUUACAGGCAAAACAGGCCGGAGACGACUAGAUGAAAAGGAAAAAAGACUUCAUGCGCCCAUGUCUGACCGCAGUGGCUUAAAAAUUGACGGUGACGCUAUUUGGAUCACGAAAGAAAACGGCUUCAACUUUGAUAAAGAUGCUGAGGACGACGGCGAGCGUGGUGAAGGUGAAGAAAUGAUCAUUGGCCUCCAAGGCGAGCGCAGACUGCUCGGUCAAACAGACGAGGGUCUGCAGUUGUUCCAGGGUGGAGAGGCCAUUAAGGAUGUGCCUCAAGAGGCAGAAGACACUGGCCGCAAAACUCAGCGUAAGGCGAGACUGGCAGAGCGUGAGGGCGAUGACGACGAAGACAUGGGCAACGAUGGUAUUGAUAGUGGCAGCGAUGAAGGUUCCGAAACCGAGUUUGACGAAGGCAAGCUGGGAAGCAUGUUCUGCAAAGAGGAGGACAAGGAAAAUGCCGAGGAUGAUAUCGCAUUCGCCGACAGCGACUCUGAUUUAGGCUCCCUAUCAGGGCUUGACGACGACGAGGAAGAUUACGACUCGGAUGAAGAGGCCGCUGCCUUACGGUGGAAAGAGGAUCUCACCGGCAAGGCCCUCAAAAUGCAUGGCCGCAAGCGCUCCUAUCACACUGGCGACCUAGCACGAUUCAUGUAUGAUAUAUCUAUGACACCCGAGGAAGCCUUAAAAAGAUGGAGGGGCGACGAGGAAGAGGAAAAGGAAGAGAAUAUCGAGGAUGAGGACGACGACGACUUCUUCAAGAAGACAUCCCAAGAAGCGGAAGAUCUCAUGGAAGAUCGUUGUAUCCCAGAUUAUGACUAUCAGGACUUGGCGACCAAGUGGGCGGAAGAAGAACAGAUGGAGGCUCUGCGUCGCAGAUUCACUGCCGCAGAUAUGAGCCGGGGUGGCGGCGACGAUGAUGGCGAAAGCUGGAACGGCGCAUCGGACGCCGAGGACAGUGAGGGAGACGGCGAGUUUGAAGAUCUCGAGGCCGAGGAUGGUGAGGGCAAGAGCAAGGUGGUAGAGCAACCGACGGCCGAGGACAUCGAGGUGGAGCGCGAGAAGAACGCGCGCCGCAAGGAGGAGCUCCGACAACGGUUCGAGGAGGAGGACCGCGACGGCUUUCUCAACGACAAGGCCAACGCGCGACGCGAGGGCGGCGACGUGCAAGAAUUCGGCGAGGACGACUGGUACGACGCGCAGAAGGCCAUGAUCCAGACACAGCUGGACAUCAACAAGGAGGCGUACGCGGAGCUCGACGAGCGGCAGCGAUCCGCGGUGGAGGGCUUCCGCGCGGGCCGGUACGCCAAGCUGGUGCUCGAGGGGGUGCCGGCCGAGUUCGUGACGCGGUUCGACGCGCGGAUGCCCAUCAUCGUCGGCGGGCUCACGCCGACCGAGGACCGCUGGGGCUUCGUGCAGGUGCGCAUCAAGCGGCACCGGUGGCACCGCAAGAUCCUCAAGACCAACGACCCGCUCAUCUUCUCCCUCGGCUGGCGCCGCUUCCAGUCGCUGCCCGUCUACUCCAUCUCGGACUCGCGCACGCGCAACCGCAUGCUCAAGUACACGCCCGAGCACAUGCACUGCUUCGGCACCAUCUACGCGCCCCUGAUCGCACCCAACAGCGGCUUCGUCUGCUUCAACUCCAUGGCCGCCGGCACACCCGGCUUCCGCAUCGCCGCCACGGGCACCGUGCUCUCCGUCGACGAGUCCACCGAGAUCGUCAAGAAGCUCAAGCUCACCGGCGUGCCGUACAAGAUCUUCAAGAACACCGCCUUCAUCAAGGACAUGUUCACCUCGUCGCUCGAGAUCGCCAAGUUCGAGGGCGCCGCCAUCAAGACCGUCUCCGGCGUCCGCGGCCAGAUCAAGCGCGCCCUCUCCAAGCCCGACGGCCACUUCCGCGCCACCUUUGAGGACAAGAUCCUCCUCAGCGACAUCGUCUUCCUGCGCGCCUGGUACCCCGUCAAGCCCCGACGCUUCUGCAACCCCGUCACCAACCUCGUCGGCUGGCAGCCCAUGCGCCUCACCGGCGAGGUCCGCCGCGACCAGGGCCUGUCCGCGCCGCAGCUCAAGAACAGCAAGUACCGCGCCGUCGAGCGCGAGGACCGCCACUUCAACACGCUCAAGGUGCCCCGCGCCCUCGCCGCCGACCUCCCCUACAAGUCGCAGAUCGUGGAGACGAGACCUCAGAGGAGGCAGACGUACAUGCAGAAGCGCGCCGUGGUGGCGUCGGGCGCGGGCGCCAAGGAGGAGAAGAGGGCGCGCGCGCUCAUGUCGCAGCUGCUGACGGUGCGCCAGGACGCGGCGGCGAAGCGUCGCGCGAAGAAGGAGGAGACGCGAACGGCGUUCAAGAAGAAGAUGGCGGACAACGUGGCCAAGAAGGAGGCUAGGGAGAAGCGCGAGUCCAAGGAUUUCUGGCGCAAGAACGGCCGCAAGAGAGCCGCGGGCGACGAGGGGGGUGGCGCGGGCGGCAAGCGCAGCAGAAAGUAG